ACUGUCCACGACCUCGCGUCACUUGACGUUAUCCUGUGCUUUCGUGCAUUGGCUGACGUGCGACCGCCAUUCCCUGCAGCCCACGAUUCGAUGGCGAAUGUGCUGGAGAGGAUAUGGUGUCGAGAAUAGAUGGCCUAUCUUGGGGCUCUGUAUGAAACUGACGCAAGGCGCAAGUCGAUUCCUUGCACUUCGGUUCCAUUGUCUAAUUCUGCAGCAUUACAUCGGUCUGUGUCAGUGGAUUGCAUCUGUACAGGCCCUCGCUUAAUCUGAUUCCCUCUUACCAGACCGUGACUGUGCUGAAUCGGGUUGGAGAGCACCCCAGA
Mycena citricolor is the source of this 323-nucleotide messenger RNA. Lineage: Eukaryota; Fungi; Basidiomycota; Agaricomycetes; Agaricales; Mycenaceae. The record is from the annotation of a GenBank genome assembly.